CACUCUCCUUCUCUGAGUGGAGCGUCAGAACAGGAGGAGGAGAAACAGGAGCUGCUGGAACACCACACUUCGCCUGGAGCCUCCGAGGCUGCCUGGCAGUCCAGAAACAGGGUUUACACUUCUGCUGGGAUCCUGGGAGUAGAAAGCUGGAUCUUCUCCUGCUUGGGAAAAGGUCUCCGUUUAUUCCCCAGCAGCAUCUCCCUCCAUGUGAGGAGACCUGCUCCUCCAGGAUUUAGCCGGGAUUGGAUUACAGCCGGAGCGCUCCCAAGUCAGAGGGAGAAAUCACCAUGAAAGAUGAGGAGCAAUUAGGAGCUCCAAGAACAGCCAGAUGAGAUGUUCCUCAGAGAUCUGGAGCUGAAGUUUGGUUGAGUUCCUGCUGCUGCAGAGUUCAGUCCUGAUCUAAGAGACAAACCAAACUUUCAGAAUGAUCUUCCAGGAGUUUUUCCCUAAUCCACAGAGUCUGAUCAUCCCUGAACCACUGGCAGCUUAAGGUUUCUACCUGAAAGAGGAGAAGCAAACAAUCAUCUGUGGAAUCAUCAGAAGUUUAAGGAAACAUGAGGAAAACCUUCAUGCAAAGUUUACAGCAUCUUUUAAACUCUGAGGAAAAAAGCUUGAAUCUGGAUUUUCCUUCAGGAUCCAUCAGAAAAGUAAAAAUGUUCCAUUUAUUGGAGGCAAAGCUUUAAAAACCAGGAUUUAACCUUUCUGAUGGUGGACGUUUCUGCUCAGGAAAAAACUAAUUCACAUUCGCAGCAAGGUCUCCUUUAAUGAGCAAAUGUCUGGGAUAUUCUAUCAGCUCAUACGUUCUUCUCCCAUCAUGGACUCAUAUUUCGCCGUCAUUCCUUGGUGACCAGACCGAGCUACAGAUUCUGUAUUUAAAGGAAACACUGACUGAAAAUUAACUUUGAUGAAAAAACAACUUCUGGUGUUAAAUAUCAGAAAGCGAGUAAGGAAACAUAUUUAUUUAUGCUAUCAUUUGGAGACAGAACAUUGUGGACAUCAUCAGGAGAUGAAAACACACAUUGAAAUCACACAAUAUGCAGUUGAUACGUUUAUUUAUAUCAAAGCUGGAAAAGUAGAUUUUAAAUUUUCCCUGAGCUCUUCUUGAUUUAAUAAGGGAAUAUUCACUUCAUCUGAAGUUACAUAACCUGAUCAGCACCAUCAGGGUUUGGUUUGAGCUUUUUCCAUCUCUACCAUCAAUCAUCAUGCUUCCUGGAGGACCAGGAUCAAGCGGAGGAGGCCGUGGGAGCGGACUCUGCAUCCUCAGGUGGCUUGGGCUCCGGCUAUGGUCCCGGCGGGGGACGCUGCUCUUUGCUCUGCUCUGGUUUGGGUCUUGGCUGUUCCUGAACGGUCUGGUUCUGGUGCACAGGAGGAUUCUGUCCGACUACUGCACCGAUGACAAGAGCAAGAGGAUCCUGCAGCGGCUGUGUGUGGAGUUCUACCAGGGAUCUGUCACCGGAGACAUGUGUGAGGACCUGUGCGUCCACGGCCUGGUGGAGUACAAGCGCUGCCUCUACUACGAGAACGGGAAGAAGGUGAUCGAGGCUCACUGGAGAGGAAACCCCGUCAUCCUGAAAUCCAAACUGGAGAACUUCUCCUCCUACGAGCCGCUGGGGAUCCUGGACUACCAGGAUGCAGGAGAGGAACUGUCGGCUUUCGAUGUGGUUUUUUACGCCACCAUGGAGGUACGAAACUCUCUGGGUCUGUCUGAGGAUGGCGAGGAUGAGGAGGGAGGAGGAGGAAACAGCAGCACUCUAUCCAGACUUUGGGGGAAGAAACUGAAAAUCAGAGAGAGGAGUUACUCCAGAGCAGAGCUGAGUUCUCUGUGGUCGCUGCUUCAGCAGGAGGAGUACACCUUCCUCAGAGUCCUGCAGGACCUCAGCCCCCAUGUGGCCAAGGUGUUGGGCUCCUGCGGCCACUUCUACGCUGUCGAGUAUCUGUCAGCCGGACAUACGUGGGACCAGAACAUCUUCUCCAUGGAGGAGGUGGUUGUUCCCAGGAUGCUGGAUCAGAGCCACGCUGGGGCGUCUGCAAGGUGGACCACCAGGCAGAUGGUGCAUCAGAUCGCCCUGAGCUUCUUAGACAUGGUGUGGCACUUUGACAACGAUUUCACCCACCAGCUGCACCUGUGUGACAUCAAACCAGAGAACUUUGCAAUCAGGAAGGAUCUGACGGUGGUGGCGAUCGACGUGGACAUGGCGUUCUUCGAGCCGAAGAUGAGAGACAUCCUGGAGCAGAACUGCAGCAGCGACGACGACUGCAACUUCUUCGACUGUUCGUCCAGGUGUGACCCGCUCAAGCACAGGUGCAGUCCUCACCGCAGCAACACCAACCUGCAGGUGAUUUGUGAGAAGAUAUUCAAGCCGUGGUUUUCUCCAUCACUCCUCGGGGCAAAAGCAGGACUCCCACUGCAGGUGGAGCUGCAGCGAGCCGUGCAGGAAUGCUCAGAAACAGAGCGGGGCGUGGAUAAAUCAGAGGAAGACGAAGCAGGAGGCCGGAGGGUCCAUCAGCGUCUCCUCAGCGUCCUGAAACGCCUCCUCCAGGAGGAGGUGGAUCCGGAAGAAAUGAAAAGGACACAGGAGGAAGUGGAACACGUCCACACUGCACUGAAUUUCUGAAACGGGUGAAGAGACCAGAGCCGAGCUUCUCUCUGGAUCAGAACCUUUUCUCAUCCCGUUUCGAAACCUGGAGCUCAUCUCAAUACAUCAACAUAGAACCAGGUUUCCAGAUCGGACGUAGAAAAGUCCGGUGACACAUUGGUGUCUCUGAACAGAACAUUCCCACUGUGGGAUCACUGGGAUUCUGAGCUUGUUUGGAUGUAAUUAGUGGACUUUUACUUCUAGUCUGUGUGUAAAUAGUCUUCACUGUAAAACUGAUUGCGAUUUUAAAGAAUCUGGAACCUUCCAGAGCAGAACUGUGUUCAGACUCAGAGCCAACAGCACCUCAAGUGUCCUCACGCCUCAGAAAACCUUUACAGGUCAAACAUUCGUCUCUUUUAAAGCAGAAUUUAGUAACUCUGGACAGACAGGCUCGGCCCAUCUUCAUCACGAGCCCCUUCCCACCGACUCUGGUCACCAUGACAACCAGAGGAGCGGUAAUUAGUGACAGCAGAGGCUCGUUUGGGCCCCCGUUUGGUAUAAUGGUUAAGAUCCGGUUGUUACCAGGUUCUGCUUUAAGCCGUUAGUCUCAGUGAGAUUUAUUUUAAACUUUCUCAUUAUAGAGAAGCUCGUUAGACAUUCAAACUUAGAUUCUGUAUGCUAAGUGAUUAGCUCAAUAAAACCUCUUUACUAAAUAAA
Messenger RNA from Cyprinodon tularosa, 3293 nucleotides. RefSeq names its product divergent protein kinase domain 1C (gene dipk1c). The coding region runs from base 1203 to 2615 and encodes 470 amino acids. NCBI's taxonomy places the organism in Eukaryota, Metazoa, Chordata, Actinopteri, Cyprinodontiformes, Cyprinodontidae. The record is from RefSeq and is a predicted model, not a curated record. The transcript is spliced from 9 exons.